AUGCGGUUUGUAAGCCCCUGGGAGGCGGCUUCCAGGCUCGGUAGCAUCCUGCUUAUCGCCAGCACCGUCUCUGCACUGGUAACGACUGCCAGCUCGGUCGACACUUACGACUAUGUGGUUGUCGGCUCCGGUCCUGGGGGUGGUCCAUUGGCCGUCAAUUUGGCCCGAGCUGGUUUCAGGACUCUCUUGCUCGAGGCUGGCGACGACGACAGUGCUGCUAUGAUCACGAACGCUAUUGCGUUGACAAACACCGCAGAUACCACUGCCCUGACUUGGACCUAUUGGGUUCGUCAUUACGACGAUGUGGAAUUGACGAUAAAGUACCAACAUCUUACCUGGAGGCUUCCAAACGGAAAUUUGUGGGUUGGUCCAGGCAGCUCUGCACCUGCGGGAGCAGAGAUUGUUGGUAUCCAAUAUCCCCGUGGCGCUACACUCGGAGGAUCGUCUAUUGUCAACUCGGCUCUGACUGUCCUUCCCGCCAACAGCGACUGGGACUAUAUCAAAAACCUCACAGGCGAUGACUCAUGGAAUGCUACUCAUAUGGGGGAACUGUUCAUUAAAUUAGAGAAGAAUCAAUACCGCCCACGUGGUACCCCAGGCCACGGCUUCGACGGAUAUCUUGAAACAGUUUUGGGUAACGGCACCGUCUUUCUCUCUUCACCUCAAGCAACUGAAGUUCUCAAGGCCAUGGCCGCCGAGGCGGGCCAAGAUCCCGAGGACCUGGCAAACAUCCUGAAUAUUGACCCUAACCAAGUCUUGAACCCCGACCGAGACCAGAUUACAGGACUAGUGGGAGCGCCUCAGCAUGCCAAUACCACCUGGGCUCGCUACAGCUCGAGGACACGAGUGCUCGAUACCUUGCGCGCCGUUGACGAGAAAGGCAAUAAGAAGUACCGUCUAGAGGUCCGCCUCAAUUCAUACGCUACCAAGGUCCUCUUUGACAAGCCUCAAGGGGGCUCAGUACCUCGCGCCAUUGGUAUCGACUACCUAGAAGGCAAAAGCAGCUUUCAGGGUGACCUCCGCUAUAAUUCAACUGUCAAGAAGACGUCACGCCGAGUCUAUGCUCGAAAAGAGGUUAUUCUCAGUGGUGGAUCAUUCGGUUCGCCUCAGCUGUUGUUACUCAGCGGCGUUGGACCAGCUGCAGACCUCAAGGCCCUGAAGAUCCCGGUCGUCGCUGAUCGACCAGGGGUUGGCCGUAACAUGCAAGACCACAACGAAAUUGCCGUUAUUGGACACGGUGCCCAGGCCUUCGAUUUCUCUGCUGCUCCUGGCGGUCCUCGCUCCCAGUGCACCUUUGGGGCUCCUGGCGACCCAUGUCUUGCACUUUACCGUCAGGGCCAGGGACCAUAUGUUCAGCCUAGUCUCAUGCAAAUGGCCUUCCUCAAGACUAAUCACACCACCAACGACGAGCGUGACAUUGCCAUCUUCCCGGGUUCUUUUGGAUUCCGUGGCUUUUGGCCCCGGAACACCGGGCAAUCGUGGGAUGAUCCCCCCACGACCUGGGGCAUGCACAGCGUCCAUAUACAUGGGAACAGUACGGCUGGAUACCUCAAGCUUCGCUCGGCCGAUCCGACCGUGACGCCUGAAAUCAACUUUCGACACUUCAACGGCACAGGCGCUGCAGGCGACAUAGCCGCCAUCAAGGAGUUCCUCACUUGGGGUCGCCGGGCUUUCAACCGCGUCCAGGCGCCAUUCGCUCCUUACAAUAUCUCUUGGCCACCUUGCGCAGGCACAGUUGGUGCCGAUGGAAGCUGUUCUGUCGCUAACAAUGACGAAGACUUCAUACGCGAAAAUAUCUUCGGCCAUCACGUCAUUGGCACUUGUUCCAUCGGCCCCAGCUCUGACCAAAACGCAGUCUUGGACUCCAAGUUCCGUGUACGUGGUGUUUCUGGCCUGCGAGUCGUGGAUGCCAGUGCUUUCCCUAGGUCUCCUGGCGCUUUCCCGGUUAUUGGGGUCUAUAUGUUGAGCGAGAAGGCUUCGGAAACCAUCCUCUUGGGCCAUUAG
Messenger RNA from Ilyonectria robusta, 2004 nucleotides. RefSeq lists its product as uncharacterized. Gene Ontology annotation, molecular function: flavin adenine dinucleotide binding; oxidoreductase activity, acting on CH-OH group of donors. The record is from RefSeq and is a predicted model, not a curated record. Bases 1 to 2004 code for a protein of 667 amino acids. The transcript is spliced from 2 exons. NCBI's taxonomy places the organism in Eukaryota, Fungi, Ascomycota, Sordariomycetes, Hypocreales, Nectriaceae.